CCCAGACAUUUUGGAUUUGCGUGAUAAAUAUAAAGUGUUUGAGGACCUACAUGGAUCUAUUUGGGCCUACAACGACUCCCAUUCACUGAGCGGAUUCGGGAUUAGAUUUGGGAUUACCCAUCGAGAACUCGAAAAGAUAGGAGAGACCAAGGCCAGUUUCUUUGGUAAAAUUAUCCAGUCAGGUUCCCAUCCAGAUGAUCCUUAAUAAGACAGCAGACGGUACAGGCAUCAACUCCAACACCCUGGCCUUACAGAUGAAGGGCCAUCCUGAGCUGAGGGACAAGCUUCAUGUCGUCACCUCAUGGGGGCCUUUGCCUGUCUACCCUGGGGUGGUCAACUCAGAAUUACCUGCCAGUAUUAUAUGCAACAAGUGUGAGUUUACCAUGGGCAAGAGUGUAGAUGGCAUCGAUAACACUGUUGGUUUCCGGCUUGGCGCUUACAAGGGUCUUGACCCACAAGAUAACCAUUCCACCAGCACCUCUGACGUACCAGUGACUGGUGCUGCCAUAACGGAUCCCAAUCACUAUCGGACACUACAGCACUUCACCUCAGAGAUCUUCAAGAUUGAGAUCCAAAAUCUCCCAAGACAAUUUGGAUUUGCGAUAUAAAGUGUUUGAGG
This is a messenger RNA of Patiria miniata (bat star), 619 nucleotides long. RefSeq lists its product as uncharacterized. Lineage: Eukaryota; Metazoa; Echinodermata; Asteroidea; Valvatida; Asterinidae. Bases 195 to 608 code for a protein of 137 amino acids. The record is from RefSeq and is a predicted model, not a curated record. The transcript has 7 exons.